Saccharomyces paradoxus is the source of this 1632-nucleotide messenger RNA. It is a transcript of the gene FCY22, whose product is annotated as purine-cytosine permease. Gene Ontology annotation, biological process: cytosine transport; transmembrane transport. The record is from RefSeq and is a predicted model, not a curated record. Gene Ontology annotation, molecular function: nucleobase transmembrane transporter activity. The coding region runs from base 1 to 1632 and encodes 543 amino acids. Gene Ontology annotation, cellular component: fungal-type vacuole membrane; plasma membrane. NCBI's taxonomy places the organism in Eukaryota, Fungi, Ascomycota, Saccharomycetes, Saccharomycetales, Saccharomycetaceae. The transcript has a single exon.
AUGCCUCAAAAGUUAGCCAUGUCAAUGGCUGAUACACGAGAUGCGGGCCGUGAGCUUAAGGAUCUCGAAUCUGGAGUUCUUGACACGAAGUCUUCUGCCGCUAAUGUAUACUAUGAGGAUGUAGAGUCGCAUGUAACUAACGAAUUUGUGGAUGAUAAGCUAGGAUCGAACGGAACGCACAAAUCAGUUUAUAAUAAACCAUCCUUUUUCAAUAGGAUUGCGGCAGCUUUGAAUGCGGAGACGAAGGGUAUUGAACCAGUUACAGAGGACGAAAAAACUGAUAAUUCGAUACUCAAUGCCGCCACUAUAUGGUUUUCAGCAAAUAUGGUCAUUGUAGCCUACUCCGUAGGUGCCUUGGGCCCCCUGGUAUUUAGUCUAAAUUUCGGCCAAAGCGUUUUAAUUAUCAUUUUUUUCAAUAUUAUGGGUUUGAUACCUGUCGCAUUAUUUUCACUUUUCGGGGUACAACUAGGUUUGAGACAGAUGAUUCUAUCCAGAUAUUUGGCUGGUAAUAUCACAGCAAGAUUUUUCUCUCUUGUUAACGUUAUUGCUUGCAUCGGUUGGUGUGUUUUAAAUAUUUCGGUUUCCGCUCAACUGCUGAAUAUGGUGAAUGAAGGUUCUGGUCAUGUCUGUCCUCUUUGGGCUGGUUGUUUGAUUAUUGCUGGUGGUACCGUGCUUGUGACUUUUUUUGGUUAUAGUGUCAUUCAUGCAUACGAAAAAUGGUCCUGGGUGCCCAACUUUGCUGCCUUUUUAGUCAUUAUUGCUCAACUAUCGAGAUCAGGAAAGUUUAAAGGAGGGGAAUGGGUAGGAGGCGCAACUACUGCAGGUGGCGUUCUUUCUUUCGGUUCUGCCGUUUUUGGAUCUGCUGCAGGUUGGGCAACAUAUGCAGCUGAUUACACCGUUUAUAUGCCAAAGAACACGAGCAAAUACAAGAUUUUCUUUUCUGUAGCAGCCGGUCUAGCGUUCCCCUUAUUUUUCACUAUGAUUCUUGGUGCUGCUUGUGGUAUGGCUGCUCUUAAUGAUCCAACCUGGAAGGCAUAUUAUGAUAAAAAUGCUAUGGGUGGCGUUAUAUAUGCUAUUUUGGUCCCUAACUCUCUAAACGGGUUUGGUCAAUUCUGUUGUGUUCUUCUGGCUCUUUCAACAGUCGCUAAUAAUGUCCCUGGAAUGUAUACUGUUGCUUUAUCCGCCCAGGCUUUGUGGGCACCUUUGGCUAAAAUCCCGAGAGUAGUCUGGACAAUGGCUGCCAAUGCUGCAACUUUAGGUAUUUCCAUUCCUGCUACCUAUUACUUUGACGGUUUUAUGGAAAAUUUCAUGGAUUCUAUCGGAUAUUAUUUGGCUAUCUAUAUUGCCAUCGCAUGUUCAGAGCAUUUUAUCUACAGGCGUUCCUUCAGUGCUUACAAUGUUGAUGAUUGGGAUAACUGGGAACGUCUACCUAUCGGUAUCGCGGGUACUGCUGCCUUGAUUGUGGGUGCCUUCGGUGUUGCAUUGGGUAUGUGUCAAACUUACUGGGUUGGCGAGAUCAGUCGUUUGAUCGGAGAGUAUGGUGGUGAUAUCGGGUUCGAGUUAGGCGGAAGUUGGGCAUUCAUCAUCUACAACAUUGUAAGACCUUUAGAACUCAAAUAUUUCGGUCGGUAA